UCUUUUUUUUUUUUUUUUUUUUUUUUACAAAAUAACGAUAGUUCCUCAAUUGCACGAGAGAGAUUAAGCUGCUACUAAUUUGCAAUACAACUACGUGGUUCUUACCUGUGUGUUAUGACAUUUCGUAGGUUGAGGCAACAAUCCAAAAAUGUAAAGACUAAAGCCGAUGUACGUUUAAUAAAAUAGCUGCUGGAAAAGGCAAAAUAUAAGUUGUUUGCGGAAAACUGAAGUCUGAAGUUAAAAAGUUUUUCUUAAAUGUCUAUGGCGUCCUCAAGUGGCGAGCUUCGUGAUUGCAUCAUUGGAAAAUUGCAUUGUAUAAUGAGUCCAAAAGAUAGAAUGCAUUUUCCCAAGAGAUCCACCGGGAUAUCCUCCCAACACGAACAGGGCUUCUUUUAACUUCUAGAAAAAAAACAACAAAAAAAAAAAACAUUUUUUAUUAAUACUGUGAACUGCCCAUAAUGCCUCAGUGCCCCUGACGCUUUACAUCAUUACAGUGUGCCGUGUGUAUGUUACUCAUCAGUCACUUGUUAACUAGCUUCUAGAGCAACAAUGCAGAAAUGAGCAAAGAAAGUGAAAAUACACAGUCAUCCUCAAAACCAGUGCCAGAAGAGCUAACAGCAAGAUGUGGGUCAGCUUCUUUAGCCUAGAGAUGGUUUGGUUUUGACAAAAAAGAAGGGCAACAAAAUUCGCCCAACUGUAUAAUUUGUUGUAUGCAGAUCGCCGUGUUGCAGAGCGCCACAACUAACCUCUUCCAUCUUCUCCGUACAAUGCACAAAACACUGUUUGAAGAGUAUGAAAGGCUUCAUACCGAACAAAACAUCCCUGCUGCUACAAACACGAUUUGCUCCUCCUUCAGUGAAGCUCCUCCCACAACAUUCGCACAUUCAGUGAAGCUCCUCCCACAACACGCACAUUUUCAGUAAAGCUCCUCCCACUACAAUCAAACUUUCGGUGAAGCUCCUCCCACUACAACCACGCCAUCAGUGAAGCUCCUCCCACUGCAGUUCAUCAAUAAAUGCUGGAAUAUUCCCAUCAGUCUACAAGUGAAGACCAGCAUCAAAGCAUCAGGAAGAAGUGAAAUCUGCAGAGACAGAGUUUAUUGAAGAACAGAGAGAUCAAGAACCCUGCACAAUGAACCAGACUGAAGAACAAACAGAGCUGAUUGAAGAAAACGAGGAGCAUGAAGAACUGAAUAAAGAGCAAGACAAACAUGUCAAAACUGGAGAAAAACCUUGCUCUCAAACCAAACAGAAAGAUUUAAAGAAGAAAAGAGAUGAGAAAUCUUUCAUCUGCACUCAGUGUGGAAAGAGUUUGGGAGGCAAACAGAGUCUUGAAAAUCACAUGAGGAUCCACACUGGAGAGAAACCAUACACAUGUGAUCAGUGUGAGAAGAGUUUCACACAAUCAGCAAACCUUAAGAUGCACAUGCACAUUCACACUGGAGAGAAACCUUACAAGUGUUCACAUUGCGACAAGAGAUUCAGUGUGUUAGGAUAUCUGAAAACACAUGAGAGGAUCCACACUGGAGAGAAACCAUACAGAUGUGAUCAGUGUGAGAAGAGCUUCACACAAUCAGCAAACCUUAAGAUGCACAUGCACAUUCACACUGGAGAGAAACCUUACAAGUGUUCACAUUGCGACAAGAGAUUCAGUGUGUUAGGAUAUCUGAAAGCACAUGAGAGGAUCCAUUCUGGAGAGAAACUGUUCACAUGUGAUCAGUGCGGGAAGAGUUUCACAGCAUCAUCAAACUUUAAGAACCACAUGAACAUCCACACUGGAGAAAAGCUGCAUGAAUGUGAUCAGUGCGGAAAAACAUUUUUGUGGUCCUCAGCACUGAAGAAUCACCUGAGAGUUCAUUCAAAGGAGAAACCACAUUCAUGUUCUUUGUGUGGAAAGAGUUUUUCACAACUGCAGAGUUUAAAAGUACAUCAGAAGAGACACGCUGGUGUGAGAGAAUAUAAAUGCUUUGAUUGUAAGAAGACUUUUAUUACAGCUCCACAUUUGAAGCGGCACCUGAUGAUCCACACUGGAGAGAAACCGUAUCACUGCACUGUAUGCAGGAAGAGUUUCAAUCAAUCAUCUAAUCUACGUGUUCACAAAAAGAUUCACAGUCAGUAGAUCAUCUUCAGAUCCAUAGUGCUCGUUGAAGCA
Messenger RNA from Carassius auratus (goldfish), 2151 nucleotides. Its product is annotated as zinc finger protein 239-like. Bases 1132 to 2118 code for a protein of 328 amino acids. The transcript is spliced from 3 exons. Gene Ontology annotation, molecular function: RNA polymerase II cis-regulatory region sequence-specific DNA binding; DNA-binding transcription activator activity, RNA polymerase II-specific. Gene Ontology annotation, biological process: regulation of transcription by RNA polymerase II. Gene Ontology annotation, cellular component: nucleus. Lineage: Eukaryota; Metazoa; Chordata; Actinopteri; Cypriniformes; Cyprinidae. The record is from RefSeq and is a predicted model, not a curated record.